AUGAUUUCUAAUCUAAGUGGCAUUUAUCUUGAUAAUCAACUAUUUAGUCGACCAACUCGAAAUAUUACUAACAAUCAAAAUGAAAUGAAAAUAGUUUCUGAAAUCAACGAAACAAAUCCUUGCAAUGGUUUAUAUAUAAAAACAAAUGGAACAACAUGUGGUCUCAAAGAUAUAAUGAUUGGUCGUUGUUAUGAAUAUCAAUAUAUAACAAAUUGUACAAACCUUUAUGAAUUAUUUGAAUCAGCUAUUCGUUAUAAACCAUAUUGUAGUAUGAAUUUAAGUACAUAUGAAAAUUAUUUUCAACACUCAUUUGAUGGUAUACAAGUGAUUGAUAAAGCAAUGUUUUGGAGUGGUACAUAUGCUGUGGCUCAUACAUAUAGUAAUCAUGGUAUUAAUUAUAUAACACUAGAAGAUACGCUAGCAGCAGCUAUGGUUAGUGGUUUAACAUGGUGUGGAAAAGAUAAUGAUAGUGAAGGUUUUGAUUAUGUCAGCUGUCCAAAUAAUUGUGAAGAUAAUCUUUGGGCUGAUGAUGCUUUUUGGGGUGUUGCAUCAAAAACGUUUGCACAAAAAGCUGCUGGUGAAAUUUAUCUCGUUUUAAAUGGAAGUCAAAGUAAUGAUCACGCAUCAUUUCGUAAUAAUUCUUAUUUUGCAAAAUAUGAAUUGCCAAAUCUUCAACGAACAGGUCAAUAUCGAGUAACAAAACUAAAUGUUUUACUUUUACAUUCACCUGAUCGAAAAGUUGUUGAAAAAUGCGGUGAAAAUAGUUUAAUUACUUUAGAAACUAUUGUUCGAAAUUAUCAAAUUGAAUAUAUAUGUAAAGAUGAUCCAGAAGAAUUAAUUUUAAUCAUGUGUAGUAAUGAAUGGGAAGCACGUGAAUGUCAAUUAGCACGACAAGUCUUAAGAAAAGAAUGGGAUCAAAAACUUUUUGGAAAGUCAAAUAGUAAUUAUCAUUCUGUAUCAUUUUUAUUUUUAUUUUUUCUUUUACUUAAUUAUUUUACUCAAAAAAAUUCUUCUGAUUUAUUUUAA
This is a messenger RNA of Rotaria sp. Silwood2, 1026 nucleotides long. The record is from the annotation of a GenBank genome assembly. Lineage: Eukaryota; Metazoa; Rotifera; Eurotatoria; Philodinida; Philodinidae.